CUGAAAUACUGUUUGGCAAGUAACCUGCGGAAAAGGAGGAAAGGGAUUACAUGGCUUCAGCAAAUGCCUCCAACUUUUCAAUCGACCACAUUUUGGGAUUUGUAUCCAAUGGGAAAAGCGCGUCAACUUCGACAGCGAAUGCUCAUGUUUCCUCUUGGACUGAUUCGGUAGGCGACCUUUGCCCCAGGCCUGAAACUUACUGUAACAGUAACCCGGUUUCUCAGCGGACAGUUCCUCCGCAUCCAUACCUUUUGGAAACGCCUUAUCACUCCAUGCAGUAUGACUACUUUGGCUAUGCAUCCUUCAACUACUAUCCAUUAGGCUUCGGCCAGCGAAGUUUCCAGAACGGAGCAGGACCACAGUCUCAGUACGUCUACCUACCAGUUGACAACCUGCGGAAACGCAAUCGAAUGCGCACUGUAUUCACGGAGAACCAGACACAGAAACUGGAACACCUCUUCGGGGUCACCGACUACCCGGCAGCUGAAGCACGGGAGGAACUAGCCGUGAAGGCCGGUCUCUCCGCAGAGACAGUCAGGGCUUGA
Messenger RNA from Conger conger (European conger), 545 nucleotides. RefSeq names its product dharma (gene dharma). Gene Ontology annotation, molecular function: DNA binding. The transcript is spliced from 3 exons. Bases 51 to 545 code for a protein of 164 amino acids. NCBI's taxonomy places the organism in Eukaryota, Metazoa, Chordata, Actinopteri, Anguilliformes, Congridae. The record is from RefSeq and is a predicted model, not a curated record.